CCGCGACCUACUGUUGUUGCUGCCUGCCCCCCAGCAGGAAAUGCCCUCGCUCCAUAGCCGUAUGUUUCUCUAUGCUCGACUCGGCAGCCUCAAGAGUUACAUAUGGAAGCAUCUCAACUUCUAUCGCGUACAUCUGCUAUUCUUCACCUUCACGCCGUUGGUAUUCUCCGGCAUCCUGUAUGCGGCCAAUACCGACUUCCAUGUCUCCUAUGUCGACUGCCUGUUCAAUUGCGUCAGCGCGAUGACCGUUUGCGGCCUCGCCACUGUGGAUCUGAGUGGAUUGACGGGGUUCCAGCAAGUCUUGCUGUUCAUUCAAAUGUGCUUGGGAAGUCCUGUCCUCGUAUCUCUAGUAAUCGUUUACAUCCGGAGAACUUUCUUCGCGAAGAAGUUCCAAUACCUGGUAGAGGCUGAGCUCGCGCGCAGGGCGGCGCAACAGACCGGUAUGGCGGUAGACGUGAAGCUGAAGCCCUGGUGGAAGAAAGUGCUGCAGAUCUUCAGGCUACCUUGGAGAACGCGAUUACGCUCGUUCAGCGACGUUGUCGUGCAGGAGCCCGUCAAACGUGGUGGCGGCCGCUAUAGUCUCCGCCCCGAGAUGAUUCGGCGAGUUGAAGGUGCUCCGAAGCUGGUUGACCCUAGCGGAUGGAUCAGUGCGGGUGUUUCACAGCAACCGUCAGAAAACGCUACCCCGAAGGGAAACACGGCUGCGGCGUUUUCGGCGGAGAGCAACCAUGGGAUAACAAAGGAAAGGUUGAGUACAAGCUCAGGAGAGAAUACGGACUCGACUGGGGUAGAGCGGGGGGACGACCAUUCGCAGAUCCCUGAACAGGAGACUCCUGAGCGCCGAUCCACUGAUAUGCCGCCAGCACAAUCUCCAGGAACUUCACCGAUUAGUGCUCCUCCGAUUCUGCGGACUGAGACCGUUCAUCGACAAGGCCGAGGACCCCUACUCCCACGUACACAGACGGUGGAGUUUGCAGCCACUCCUCAAGCUUUCGCGCUGGACCGAGGCUUCAGCCCCGUUGCCCAAUCCUCAUUAGAAGACGACAUCGCCUACGGCACGUCUCACGCACGUCGGUCUAUGUCACGUCCGACGAUGUCGCGGCGCACAACGUCGCGUCCGACGACGCUGCGACCCGCCAUGUCGCGGUCCAUGGGCACUAUGCCACGCUCGGGCACAAUCAUGACCGCCGCGUCGCACCCGUACAGCGAGCCACCGAGACGCACGAUGCACCGAGGGUUCGGAGGGUUUCCGAUGCCGCACGAGCUCUUGGGGCGACUAUUUGGACGUGCGUUUCCCCAGCUCGAACGCAGAUUGACGCGAACGAUCACCAUUCCACGGACGCGGACGAUCGCGUCGGAGCGCGGUGCGAUCCCGCCUGGAUCUCGCCCGGUACCGUAUAUCUCAUUCGAGGCGGUCGUCGGGCGCAAUUCUGUGUUCCAGGCUCUCACUCAAGAGCAACUGGAGGAGCUGGGAGGCGUGGAAUAUCGUGCGUUGACGGCGCUGUUAUGGAUCGUCUCUCUGUAUCACUUCGGGCUGCAGUUGCUUGCUUUUGUUGUAAUUGCCCCAUACAUGUCUAUCCACAGAUGGCAAAGCGACCUCAACCCUCCAGCAUUGCACAAACAUGUCGGUUCGGCGUGGUUCUCCGCAUUCCAGGUCGUGUCGGCAUACACGAAUACCGGAGUGUCCCUCGUCGACCAGUCUAUGAUUCCAUUCCAACGAGCAUACCCUAUGGUUCUCAUACUGCCAUUCCUCAUUCUAGCCGGAAACACUGCAUUCCCUGUCUUCUUGCGCUUCGAGAUAUGGAUACUUCGGAAACUGGUCCCACGUCGUUCGCGGUUGAGCGAGACGCUCCACUUUCUGCUCGAUCACCCGCGCAGAUGCUUCGUGUAUCUCUUCCCCUCCCAUCAGACCUGGUUCCUCUUCACCGUUCUCCUCGGUCUAACCUUCACGGAUUGGUUUUUCUUCCUGGUUUUGGAUAUCGGUAAUCCUGUAAUCGAAAUCAUACCCUUUGGGAUACGAUUCCUGCUUGGAUUUCUCCAAGCGACGGCCGUCCGCGCUGCCGGUUUCGCUACCGUCACACUGUCGGCACUAGCCCCUGCCGUGAAAGUGCUGUAUGUGCUGAUGAUGUAUAUCAGCGUAUACCCGGUUGCUAUGAGCGUCCGAUCUACGAACGUCUACGAGGAGAAGUCACUUGGCAUCUUCAAUGACGACGACGACGACAGCGAAGCGGGUUUCAAUCCAACAGGUAAUCGCGCCACAGUGUGGGGGAGAUAUCUCGCCAUGCAUGCCCGGAAGCAGCUUUCAUUCGAUAUGUGGUGGCUAGGCUUAGCUCUCUUCCUUGUCUGUAUCAUCGAGAAAGAUGGGCUUGAGGAUGAGGCGAACAGCUCUUGGUUCAACAUCUUCAACAUCCUGUUCGAGCUCGUAUCGGCGUAUGGCACAGUCGGCCUAAGUCUCGGAUUACCUAACGCUAACUACUCGUUCUCCGGUGCGCUUCGACCACUGUCGAAGCUCAUCAUUUGUGCGGUCAUGCUGCGAGGCCGUCAUCGCGGUCUUCCGGUGGCUAUCGAUCGUGCCGUAAUGCUACCCAUCGAGUUCGGCGAUCACUCAAGCAAUAGCUUCGGAGACGAGGCCAAUAGUACCAGAGACUACCUACCCCGCCGGUUCUCGACCAUGGACGCCAACUCUGAACAUAGUCUCGAAGACCUCGGGGUGGGAAAUGACCGCGACCGCACUCGCACGCUAGAUCGCACAUAUACACAGACCAUGCCUCGCUCCGGAGCCCCGCUGAAUGCUGAGGCUCCGCUCGGGCGAGGCCGUGACGCCGGGCCGAAGCGGGUGUCGAUACACGCAGACACGAUGCGUGAGCUCGAGAGCAGGGUGAACAAUGUUGUAGACCAGCAGAUACACAAGAGCGGACUCGCGACAUGACAUGACAUGACAUGACAUAAUAUCUACUAUAGACGGGGAUUCCGUGCGUGUCCCCCACCUCUAGAUUAGCCUACCUGGUCUCUUAUCCUUAUUGCUUUGUCUACGAUCUACACUCUAUGCAUUGUAAUGACGCC
Molecule: messenger RNA, 3063 nt
Organism: Dichomitus squalens LYAD-421 SS1
Lineage: Eukaryota; Fungi; Basidiomycota; Agaricomycetes; Polyporales; Polyporaceae
Exons: 20
Coding region: 41-2929 (962 amino acids)
Biological process (GO): potassium ion import across plasma membrane; intracellular potassium ion homeostasis
Cellular component (GO): plasma membrane
Molecular function (GO): high-affinity potassium ion transmembrane transporter activity
Source: RefSeq, a predicted model, not a curated record